Acanthopagrus latus (yellowfin seabream) is the source of this 2719-nucleotide messenger RNA. RefSeq names its product sorting nexin 6 (gene snx6). The coding region runs from base 101 to 1324 and encodes 407 amino acids. The transcript has 14 exons. NCBI's taxonomy places the organism in Eukaryota, Metazoa, Chordata, Actinopteri, Spariformes, Sparidae. Gene Ontology annotation, cellular component: endosome. Gene Ontology annotation, molecular function: phosphatidylinositol binding. The record is from RefSeq and is a predicted model, not a curated record.
CUGACAGUUACUCUUCUUCUCGCUCUUUUUAAUUUGAAUCAUGAAAUCGGCCCUGCCGUGGUGACGUCAGAGCACUUCCUGUCUCCACCCGUUCGCAGCCAUGAUGCAGGAAGGGCUGGACGACGGACCCGACUUCCUCUCCGAGGAGGACCGGGGACCCCGGGCCGUGAACGUGGACCUGCAGACAGACGCCACGUUGCAGGUGGACAUCUCUGACGCUCUGAGUGAGAGAGACAAGGUCAAGUUCACCGUCCACACCAAGAGCACGCUCCCUAACUUUAAGCAGAACGAGUUCUCAGUGGUCCGACAGCAUGAAGAGUUCAUCUGGCUGCACGACUCAUUUGUUGAGAACGAAGACUACGCAGGAUACAUUAUCCCGCCCGCCCCCCCCAGACCAGACUUUGAUGCUUCCAGAGAGAAGCUGCAGAAGCUGGGGGAGGGAGAAGGAUCCAUGACCAAGGAGGAGUUCACCAAGAUGAAGCAGGAGCUGGAGGCAGAGUACCUCGCCAUCUUCAAGAAGACUGUCGCCAUGCACGAGGUCUUCCUGUGUCGCGUGGCGGCUCAUCCUGUCCUCAGGAAGGACCUCAACUUCCACGUCUUCCUGGAGUACAACCAGGAUCUGAGUGUACGAGGAAAGAACAAGAAGGAGAAGCUGGAGGACUUCUUCAAGAAUGUGGUGAAGUCAGCAGAUGGCGUCCUGGUGGCCGGAGUCAAGGACGUGGAUGACUUCUUUGAGCACGAGAAGACGUUCCUGUUAGAAUAUCACAACAGAGUCAAAGACGCUUCGGCCAAAUCUGACAGAAUGAUCCGUUCACACAAAAACGCUGCUGAUGACAUCAACAGAAUCGCCUCGUCUCUCUACACAUUAGGAACACAGGACUCCACAGACGUCUGCAAGUUCUUCCUGAAAGUGUCGGAGCUCUUUGAGAAGACGAGGAAGAUUGAGGCUCGUGUGGCAGCAGAUGAAGACCUGAAACUGGCCGACCUGCUCAAAUAUUACCUGAGAGAGUCUCAGGCUGCAAAGGACCUGCUGUACCGGAGGAGCCGGUCUCUGGUGGACUACGAGAAUGCUAACAAGGCUCUGGAUAAAGCUCGAGCCAAGAACAGAGACGUCCUGCAGGCCGAGACCAGCCAGCAGCUCUGCUGCCACAAGUUUGAGAAGAUCUCCGAGUCCGCCAAGCAAGAGCUCAUCGACUUCAAGACGAGACGAGUGGCAGCGUUCAGGAAGAACCUGGUGGAGCUGGCAGAGCUGGAGCUCAAACACGCCAAGGGUAAUCUCCAGCUGCUGCAGAGCUGUCUGGGCGUCCUCAAAGGGAACACUUAACUCUUUGAUCCCAUCUGCAAAUAACUGGACACGCCCCCCGCCACAACCCCGCCCACAUUAAACUAGGCACGCCCGCCACAGGGCGGAGCCCAGGCGGACGGACAAACGACACCAAGAACAGUAGAGAGCGAGGGAGAGAGAGAGAGAGAGAGAGAGCUGAGGGUUAAAGACAGGAAGUCUGUCAUCUUCAUCACUAACCUGACACCAUCCUCUUCAUCUCCUUCAUCCUCCUCUUCCUCUCUCUGUCUCAACAGCACCUGGACUGGUUCUACUGGUCCAGCAGUGUGUCCUGAGCGACAUUCACAUGAGAUUAUUGAUUAUUAAACACUUGAUGACUCCUGGUUCUGAUCAGACUCUCCUGUCAACAGCUUCUGAUACUCGAUCAAUAUGAGAUCAGGUCAGUCGUGACACAGAUCCAGGUGUUGUUUCUGACCUCUGGUCCACACAGACACAGCAGCGUCUCACUUCACAACAUUCAUAGUUGACUCUAAAUGUGCUAACCAGUUAGCUCCAGCCCGUCCCAGUCCAACACUCCCUGGUCCCUGAACUGCCAGUCUGGACCGCUACUGGCCCAUGUGAACCAGGUGGGUCCUCCUCCAGUCCUGCAGGAGGCGCUGCAGCACUUGAAGCUGAACUGACACAAACACCAGAAGAACAUGCAGUUUAGCUACAAUGACAGUUAAGCCAGCAUUAGCCUACAGCUAUCAUACAGCUAAACACAUGAAGGAACCCUGACAUCUGAUCCAGAACCAGAAACAUGUGAACGUCUCUCAGGAGGUCGUCCUGGUCCCAGUCUGCUGGUCCUAGUCUGACCAGGACUUGUUCUUCUGUCUGUUAUUGAGUCACAAAGUGAAAACUUUUCACCCUGUUUCAGUUUUGAAUCCACUGAAGCUUUUUGGAUUCCCACUGAAGUCUUGAUGAAGAACUUCAGUGAAACAAGUGUGUCAAAUAUUUUUCCUCAUUUUAUGUUAGUUUGUAGAAAAUGAGUCAGAUUGAGGUCACAGGACACAAGGAGACAAGUACAGAUGGUUUUAUUUCACUUUGAACAAAAUCACACGUUCAGGACUCAAAAACAGACAGAAAACCAGGUCAACAGGGACGGACCAGCCCGGUCCUGAUGGACCAGCCCGGUCCUGAUGGUGUUCGUCUGUCCGUCUCUUCAUUUUUUUCUUUGCUGCUUCAGCCGUCGUCAGCGAGUCAUUCUGUCUCAUCUUCCUCCUCCACUGUUAUCGUAUUGUGUGUGUGUGUGUGUGUGUGUGUGUGUGCGCGCGUGUGUGUGUGUGUGCGCGGGGUGAUUUUAUUGUCUGGGUCAGCUUCUGGUUCUGCUGCUCUGUGAUGGCGUCCAGCUCUCGGUCGGUUCCUGUUCUUAUUAAAGUGUGACGUCGCUAAAUGAAA